AUGGCUGCCACUGCCGCCGACCCUGAGGCACCCCUCUCCCCAGGUGAAUUGCUCCUGAAAGGUGAGGCUGAGAAGCCUGAGAAUGAGCUAGAGGAGGAAGACAAUGGUGACAAUGAGCUAGAUGAGACCCUGUCGGAGAGACUGUGGGGUCUGACGGAGAUGUUCCCGGAGAGGGUCUGUUCCACAGCUGGAGCCACUUUUGAUCUCUCCCUCUUCAUGGCUCAAAAAAUGUACAGGUUUUCCAGGGCAGUCUUGUGGGUUGGAAUCACUUCCUUCAUGAUCCUGGUUCUUCCUGUCGUCUUUGAGACUGAGAGGUUGCAGAUGGAGCAACAGCAUCACCUGCAGUAA
Messenger RNA from Phacochoerus africanus (Common warthog), 348 nucleotides. Its product is annotated as mitochondrial import receptor subunit TOM22 homolog. NCBI's taxonomy places the organism in Eukaryota, Metazoa, Chordata, Mammalia, Artiodactyla, Suidae. Gene Ontology annotation, cellular component: mitochondrial outer membrane. The record is from RefSeq and is a predicted model, not a curated record. Gene Ontology annotation, biological process: intracellular protein transport. Bases 1 to 348 code for a protein of 115 amino acids. The transcript has a single exon.